Messenger RNA from Sodiomyces alkalinus F11, 1716 nucleotides. RefSeq lists its product as hypothetical. The coding region runs from base 36 to 1676 and encodes 546 amino acids. NCBI's taxonomy places the organism in Eukaryota, Fungi, Ascomycota, Sordariomycetes, Glomerellales, Plectosphaerellaceae. The record is from RefSeq and is a predicted model, not a curated record. The transcript is spliced from 3 exons.
CCAAAACCUAAGCAAGCCGGCGUUUCUGACACGAGAUGGGAAUCCUCAUUCACAUACCGUCCUACAUCCUGAUUGUCGAAUUUGCCGUGGCCGCAAUCGCAAGACUUACAAACGCUCUCCCACUAUUACAUGCACGUACCUAUCGCAAGUCCAGGCUGACGGCGCCAUUUCUGUACCCUAUUGUUCCGUUUCAAGAUGACGUCCCAAAACACAUGCGAUACGUGGGAGCAUGGAUGCUCUUGACCAGCAUCAUGCUGGCAUGCCCGGCGACACGAGGCAGUAUAGUCACUCUAGGACUGGUAUUGUUCUGGACAGCCACUGGGGCUUGGAGCCAGGCCCGUCUCGGGAUGACAUGUCGAGUUCCGAUUAUGAAUACUUGCCUGGCAAUUUGCGUAUACCUAACAGAAAGAGAGGGCCCGAAAAGAACCCUCAGUUUCCUACAACUUCCUUCUUGCACACAAAUGCCAGUCGCUUGGUACCCAUCAAUAAUCUACCAAAACAUAAGCAGCGCAAUCAUGGUCACCACACGCUCUUCAGACGUCCGGGACAAAGCUCAAGAUACCAAGGAGGGACUCGAGGGAGAAGAGUCCCCCGUCGUGGGAGAGAAGCACGACUUGGAACACAAGAAGCCAGCCUCACUCUCGGCCAAACGAGCUAAAACCACAACCAAAUCUAGCAAAUCUCACCAGCCAAAGGUGGAGGAAGAGCCCCCAGAAUCGCAAAGGACGGAUGGGGCUAGGCAGCCAGAGAAGGACGGGACUUCGGAACCUGGUACACAAGAGGAUACCAAGGCGGAGCAAUCAGCCACUGCGACAGCUGAGAAGCCGCACCAAGACCCCGACGUCCCUUCCAAUAUACUUGAGAAGGGCAUUGUCUACGUUUUCUUCCGUCCCCGUGUCAAUAUCACAGACCCGGAAUCGGUCGAAGAUGUGGCGCGCACCUACCUUCUUCUCAGACCCAUUGCGCCGGAUGCGCGACUAGGCGAGGGACCCAUCGGGGAUCACGGCAACAGCCGCCUCUUCGUCGUUCCCAAAAAAGCGCUCCCGAAAUCUGCUGGGGAACGACUCAUGGUCUUCGUCGACAUGGCCCAGGUUUCGUUCCAACAGCUCAAGGAUGACUUUCUGAAGGGCACCGAGUACGAGACCAAGACGAGGGGUACUAGUCAUGUCCCUCCUGCCACGCCCGCAGCGGAGGGUGUAUACGCUAUUACAAGUACGGGCCGGGAAAGUCACCUAGUCUAUAUGCUGACUCUGCCCGAGGAGUUGGGUGAGGUUCAAGAAGAGCUGGGUCUCAAGAAAGAAGGGAGUUUCAUCGUCAGCACAAAGAAUCCAUCGUAUCCGGGCCCGGCAAAUGCGCAACUGCCGAAGAAGCCUGAGUUCUCCCAAGGAAUAAUGGAUGAAUUUGCGAAAAAGCGCUGGAUCCCCUCUAAGCCAGCUCAUUUUGACUUUGUAAACGCUCAGCUGCUUUUGGUCGGCGAGCAUGGCGUGGAAAAGGCCACGGAGCCCCAGAAAGAUGAUGAGGCGGACGGUAAGGAAGAGCCGAAGGAAGUACUUGAGGAGUUUGAAGAUGAGGAUGUGAAGCGCAUGGAAGGCCUCGGGGCAGAUAUUUCAAAGGCCAUCUUCGCGGACUUGAAGGCUCGAGCGGAGGAAUACCCCAAACUAAAAACGACUUUUUAAGGUGAGAAGUGAGUUGAGGAUGGCAUCUGGUAAUAAGGAG